Eucalyptus grandis is the source of this 1072-nucleotide messenger RNA. RefSeq names its product ras-related protein RHN1. Bases 295 to 843 code for a protein of 182 amino acids. Gene Ontology annotation, molecular function: GTPase activity; GTP binding. NCBI's taxonomy places the organism in Eukaryota, Viridiplantae, Streptophyta, Magnoliopsida, Myrtales, Myrtaceae. The transcript is spliced from 7 exons. The record is from RefSeq and is a predicted model, not a curated record.
GUUUCUUGCACGAGAAAGCUCUCGUCCUUACGCACAAUUGACUAUUGCAAUCCAGCUCGUUCUUCGUUUCUUUAAGAAAAGAAGCAGGUUGUUCUUUCUUAUCCCAAUACAAACUAAGCAGGUUUCUUUGUCAGGCCAUAAAGCUCUCUCCUUUUACUUUUUCUGGAGGUUCUUUCUUCCUUUCUUUCUUUCUUUCUUCUGUGUUUCUGUCGAUCAAGAUCGAAUUUUUGAGUUCAAUGGCGAGGCCUGGGAACAAGAUUGUCCAAGCCAAGCUGGUGGGUGCUUCUGGGGGACAUGGGAACCGGGAAAUCAAGUUUGGUUCUCAGAUUCGUAAAAGGCCAGUUCAUCGAUCACCAGGAACCCACUAUAGGAGCUGCAUUUUUCACCCAAAUUUUGUCCUUGGAUGAAGCAACUGUAAAGUUCGACAUAUGGGACACGGCGGGACAAGAACGAUAUCACAGCUUGGCUCCUAUGUACUACCGUGGUGCGGCUGCAGCUAUAGUCGUUUAUGACAUCUCAAGCAUGGAUACAUAUAAUCGAGCUAAAAAAUGGGUUCAGGAGGUGCAGAGACAAGGAAAUCCAAACGUCUUGAUGGCAUUGGUCGCGAACAAGUGUGACCUAGACCCAAAGAGAGAAGUACAGAAUGAGGAUGGGGAGCGAUAUGCUCAGGAAAACAGGAUGCUCUUCAUGGAAACGUCCGCGAAAACUGCACAUAACGUGAACAAGCUUUUCCACGAGAUAGCGAAUAAACUGGCAAAAGCUUCCCCUUCAAGACCAAGAGGAAUGACUCUGAACAGUGAACCGCAAGAUGGGAGAAGAAAACUACUUUGCUGUUUAGGUUGACGUCCCAAUUACUUCAGGGUCCCAAGGUGACCAAAAACGACUACCAAUGUCGCCAUGUCCAUCGAUCCUCCAACCUUAAUUUGUAUUCUGUCCCAUUGUUAAUCCCCAAAACAUCCACUUCACAUGGAUUGUGCUGUGAACAUAUUCCAGCCGCAAUCAAAAUGUCCAUGAUAAUCAGACUCUUUAGGCUCCGUUUGAUUGCAUAUUACAGUAGGUUUUGCCGGAAGUC